AAAUAAGUGUGAUUGCUGAAUAUCGUUCCUAUGAUGGUGUCGGCAAUAAUAAAGCGAACCCUAAAGCGGGAUCUUCCGGCGUACCAUACUUUAUUAUUGAACAAUUUACCCAACGAUUCGAUAAUCCUACCACUGGAAGCAUGCUGCAGUGUCCUGGCAAUUAUACUAGUAUCUUGAGCGUAAACUGCACAAAUCCAUUGCAAUCGGGUCAAUUCCCUCUUCCAAGGUGCAUUAGUAACUUGGCUAACGGUAUUCACAAAUCAUUUGUUGAUCAGAAUAAUAUAUCCUAUUCUGAUUCAUUGAAAUCCAAAAGGAAGUCGUCUCAUUUGAUGACUUUUUGGAUUGAUUUCCUGGCUUUUGAUAUCGUCAAAAGCGUUGAAACUGGCGAAAUUUAUAAUAAUGGUAUUCUGAUUCCUAAUAAUGAUAAAUUUUAUCUCUCGUAUGGUGUUGAGAAUGCUACUUCGGUCCCAAUGCCCGCAUUACAAUUUAAUCGAACCUAUUCUGCGAGCUAUGGGACGGUAAAUGAGGCAACAUCCUUUCUUGAUGGCUCUAGUAUAUAUGGUUUAAAUGAAACGAAUUUGAACUUAGUAUUAAGAGACCCUGUAGAUCUAUGUAAAAUGCGUAUGAAUUAUACAGUAGAUACUGCAGAUGGCAAGUUUGGUUAUCUUCCUCGAGGUGUGGAUGGUCGUUAUAUAAUUGGACAUUUACCUAAACGUGGUGGUCACGUUUUUACGAACGUGUUUCAUGUAAUCUUUAUUCGUGAGCAUAAUCGCAAGUGCGAUGAGCUACGCAAAACAUACGGUAAUUCUUUAACCAAUGACGAAUAUUUUCAAGAAGCCAGGAAAUGGGUUAUAGCACUUUUGCAAGUGGUACAAUACAGAGAAUAUUUGCCAAUCAUAAUGGGAACAACAUUGCCAACAUAUACAACAUAUAACCCUACACUUACGCCUGGAUUAGACUACUUUUUUGUAACAUCUACUUUCAGAUAUGGGCAUUCUGAAGCCAGCUAUCAAAUAAUGAAUCAAAAUGGUGAACCUGAAGCUGUCCUGUCGCUAAGAAAUUUACAGUUGCCCGACCUCUUAGAAAUUUAUGGUGUGCCGACAGUUAUUAUCUCUUUGUCAUUACAAAGACAAGAAGAAUUAGACAUAUUCUAUUCAGAUUUUAUGCGAGCACAUAUUGUCUCGGGAAAUCUUACUGAUCUUGCAAGCAUCGAUCAUCUCCGUUCACGUGACCGUGGCAUACCAAUGUAUAACGAUGUUAGGGCGGCAUUAGGUUUAGCAAGAGCGAAUACUUGGUCUGACAUUACAACGAAUGUUCUUGUCCAAAAACGUUUGCAAUCUUUAUACACAAGCAUUGAUCUAGUUGAAGCAUUUGUUGGAGCUCUUGCGGAAGAUCAUCUUCAAGGAUCAAAUUUCGGUCAACUAUUUCAAACAAGCAUGACCCGUCAGUGGUCUUUGAUACGUGAUUCUGAUCGAUUUUGGUAUGAAUCUCCAGAUGCCGGUUUUACUAGCGCUGAAAUUGAUAUCCUCCACAACACUACAUUACAUGAUAUAAUCCUUCGAAACACACCCGCUGGUACUUCCCUUCCACAAAACCUUUGGUUUGUUCAGCCAAGACCCGAUUUAAAUAUCAACAAUGUUACUGAUGAUCAAUAUGAUGGAUAUUCACCUUUGAAUGUGUUACUGUUAUCUAACGUAUAUAAAAUUAAAUGGAAGGUUGUUAAUGAAGAUAUUUACUUAAAAAUGACAAUGUUGAGUGAUAAUACGUGGUUUGGAAUCGGUUUUAACUCGGUAGAUGGUGGGAUGAUUGGUACCGAUUUUUUAAUCGUUAACACCAUUGACUCGUCCAGCGUAAGCGCUGGUAAUUAUCAUUCUGAUGGAUAUCGUCCUCCGAUAAAAGAUGAUAAUCAAUUUGUGAAAGUGAUCAGUUAUAAUAUUUCGAAAGGGCUCACCCAGUCUUCAAGUUAUCUAAGUUAUCAUGGCGGAAACAGAAAUAAAAUUUUAAUUAAUUUCUUCGACACUGGAGCUGGAUCUUCAUCAUCGAUUAUUGGAAGUAGCAUAUUUCUUACACGGUUGGCACACG
This is a messenger RNA of Racocetra persica, 2082 nucleotides long. Lineage: Eukaryota; Fungi; Glomeromycota; Glomeromycetes; Diversisporales; Gigasporaceae. The record is from the annotation of a GenBank genome assembly.